Messenger RNA from Ostreococcus tauri, 666 nucleotides. Its product is annotated as Mog1/PsbP, alpha/beta/alpha sandwich. Gene Ontology annotation, cellular component: extrinsic component of membrane; photosystem II oxygen evolving complex; photosystem II. The record is from RefSeq and is a predicted model, not a curated record. The coding region runs from base 1 to 666 and encodes 221 amino acids. Gene Ontology annotation, molecular function: calcium ion binding. The transcript has a single exon. Gene Ontology annotation, biological process: photosynthesis. Lineage: Eukaryota; Viridiplantae; Chlorophyta; Mamiellophyceae; Mamiellales; Bathycoccaceae.
AUGACGACGACGACGCUCGCGCUCGGGCUCGGCCACGUCCUCGCGCUCGGUCGAGGCGACCGGGCGUGGGCGUUCGAGCGACCGCGGGCGGGGUACGCGCGGUACGUCGACGCGAUCGAUGGGUACCGCGUCGAUCGACCGAGCGAUUGGAUCGAGGUCAAGGGGAGCGGGAACGAUGUGUUUUUUCGAGACCCGAGAGAGGUGGAGACGAACGCGUUCGUGGAGGUGAGCUCGCCGACGAGCAGUGGGUACGGGUCGGUGAGAGACUUGGGGACGCCGGAGGAGGCGGCGGAGAAGGUGCUGGAUCGGUAUCUGGGGGAGUUGAUGUCGACGCGUUUGGGCGUGCGCCGGGAGAAGGAAGUCGUGCGGGCGAGAGAGGUUACGGGGAAGGAUGGGAAGGCGUAUUACGACGUCGAGGUGAGGAUUUCGAGCUAUAGCGCGCGAAAUCAGUACGGUUUAACGGCGGAGGAUCGGCCGCAGUCGUUGGAGUGGGAUCGGACGUUACGGGCGGCGCUCGGGACGGAGAACGGGAAGCUGUACGAAUUGCGCUUGCAAUCGCCGACGGAAUCGUACGCGAGGAACACGGAGCGAUUCGACGAGAUGGUGGACUCGUUCCGAGUGUUCGAGGCGGAUACGCCGAGCGUCCGCUCUGGGUUCGGGUUGUGA